Messenger RNA from Strongylus vulgaris, 312 nucleotides. Lineage: Eukaryota; Metazoa; Nematoda; Chromadorea; Rhabditida; Strongylidae. The record is from the annotation of a GenBank genome assembly.
AUGGCAUCGUUUCCUGAUGUGAAAGAAAAGGAGGAAAUGCGAAAAAUUGUCGGUCGAUAUGGCAUAACCGGACGCGAGCAGGUAUCUGCACUCUGUCAUAAACUAUCAGAUGGUCAGCGUUGUCGUGUCUCUUUCGCAUGGCUUGCAUGGCAGCAGCCUCAUCUGCUUCUUCUUGACGAACCUACUAACCAUUUGGAUAUGGAAUCCAUAGAUGCCUUAGCAGAGGCUAUCAACUGCUUUCCCGGAGGAAUGAUUCUUGUAUCCCACGACUUUCGUCUUGUUAGUCAGGUGUGUCUAAUUUUUGUUAUUUGA